GAGACACAUUAUGCGCGACGUCAUAAUGUUGCGCGAGGCCCCGCCCCGUCAAUAAUAACACGCACAGAGAGAGACAGGAGCCGCAGACGGAUUAUAUUUAAUAACUGCUGUAACAUCACAAAUCUGAGCAAUGGAAGUGAGUGAGGAGAGCGAGAGCGCGCCGCAGCAGGAGAAGAGCGCGCGCACCGCGGCUCAGAGGCGCGCGGAGAUCCGGAGGAGGAAAUUACUGCUGAACUCCGAGGAUCGGAUGAAUAAGAUCGUGGGCUUCAGUAAGAGUGACGCCGACAGCAGCAGCGCCGACAGAUCCCGAAGCGUCCUGGAGCCGCGAUUCCACCUGGAUCUGGAGCGGCACGAGCCCUGGUCCGGCUCCGCUAAGAGACUCUCUCCUCAUCCGUCCGAGUCCGGCGGGAGUAGCUCCGAGCCGCCCGACAGGAACUCCAGUGACGCCGUGGGGGAGGAGGACGUGUCCCGAGGGCUUCGGCAGCGGCCGCGCGGGGAUCUGUCGGCCGACGAGCUCUCGUCCUCUCCUCGCAGGGGUCUGCAGAAGUACCUGUCCCGCUUCGACGAUGCCAUGAAGCUGCGCGGGCAGCUGUCCAGUGAGAAGGCGGCUCAGGACGGCGGCGACGGCGAGGCAGAAGAUCUGGACCCGUUCUGUCUCUUCAGGCUCGUCGGCAGCGUCGCUCUCGCCGUCUUCGUGCGCAUCUUUGUUUGCCAGUAUUUGUCCAUAUUUGCUCCGUUCCUCACUCUUGAGCUGGGAUUCAUGGGAUUGCACAAAUACUUUCCAAAGGUUUGUCUCUGCUUUGGAACUGAUGAUGUGGAGAAGAAGAGCAAGACGACGGUGCUGACCGCGGCUCUGCUGCUGUCGGGAAUCCCUGCCGAGGUCAUCAGCCGCUCCAUGGACACCUACAGGAAGAUGAGCCACGUCUUCUCCGACCUCUGCGUUUAUUUCUUCAGCUUCAUCAUGUGUCACGAGCUGCUGCUGCUCUUCGGCUCGGACACGUCCUGAGGGAUGAGCCUCUGGAGAGACUGACGCACAUCCUUCUCUUCGUUUGUGGCCAUCAGAGCUGUGAAAAACCUGUUUGUUGCUUUGCAGCGUUUUCUGCAAGCCAGCGUUCAUUUUGUCACAUUUUAAUGUCCUUUUUAGUGGUGGUUAGAGUUAAUGUUGACCGCUGUGAGACUAGUGAAGGUCUCGUCCAACUGAGCAAGUUUGUUUCUGGACCAUUACAUUGUUUUGCAUUGUGACAUUAUUCACCAUCCUCUUCUUUCUGUCAUCAGUUUCAUUUAAUGUUGGACUGAUUUGUGAUCCAGACAUGAAGGUUUCACCCGUUUGUUUCUGGUUUAACAGUGACUCAGUUGGACCAGCAAAACCAGCCUAAUCUGAGCAGGUUUAUGUCUUCAGAUUUUCUGGAUAACACUAUCCGAAUAAUGUUUCUUAAGAAAAGCACGUGCUCUGAUUUGCAGUCGUUGUGAGUUGAUGUUUGUGUUGGAGAUUUUAGUAUUAUUGAGCUUCUCAGAAACAUGAGUUUACAAUAGAUCUGCACGAUCUGUUGAUUUUCUGUUUAAUUUACAGUAAAUGCCGUUUUGUUCUGUCAUUUUGGGACGGAUGAUCACCUUUAUUGUUUGCACUUAAUAGGUACUUGUUUCUGAUCAUGUUUACAUAAUCCUGCAAAACUGAUAUUCCAGUGUACUACUGUGUUUUCACACUAAUAUGAGGUGAGUUAUGAGCUCUUAUGCCUGUGAUUAUUGUAUAUACCUGGUCGAACAAUAAACAUAAUCAUGUCCUUCUGA
Megalobrama amblycephala (Wuchang bream) is the source of this 1788-nucleotide messenger RNA. RefSeq names its product calcium modulating ligand (gene camlg). The transcript has 4 exons. Bases 131 to 1006 code for a protein of 291 amino acids. Gene Ontology annotation, cellular component: GET complex. Gene Ontology annotation, biological process: tail-anchored membrane protein insertion into ER membrane. The record is from RefSeq and is a predicted model, not a curated record. Lineage: Eukaryota; Metazoa; Chordata; Actinopteri; Cypriniformes; Xenocyprididae.